Molecule: messenger RNA, 2199 nt
Organism: Aspergillus pseudonomiae
Lineage: Eukaryota; Fungi; Ascomycota; Eurotiomycetes; Eurotiales; Aspergillaceae
Product: Mis6 domain protein
Exons: 4
Coding region: 1-2199 (732 amino acids)
Cellular component (GO): cytosol; kinetochore; nuclear body
Source: RefSeq, a predicted model, not a curated record
AUGUCGUCUGAUACAGAUACAGGCGCAGAGCCUAGGCCUACUGGCCUACUAGAUGCAAUCAAGCGUCUCGAGGCAGUUGCUUCCGUGCCUUCUAAGCAACGUGAUAUAGAUGCUGGAGAACUGGCCAAAACGAUCGCUACGCACGCAUAUGAGGGCGGUCUUUCCCAGAUCGCGCUUGAGCGUCUGGUGAAGAUUACCACGACACGCAGUCAACUUGACCAAGGUACAAUUACUACACUUAUUAAAAACCUGUAUCCGGUGGAAAGUGUGCCAUCCAGCCUCGUCACGCAGAUUGCGUGUUGUCUUGGGCCUAACAAGAACAAACCAUCACCUGCGACACAAUCGUUACUCUUGCGAUGGCUGAUCAUGGUACAUGAGUUCCUUGCUGAUAGGUCUCACUUAUCCAAGCUUUAUGCCGUACUUUUUAACCAUCUAGACAUGAUAAGUCUGCGCAAACCUCUAUGCCAUCUUCUUUCCCUGGUUACACGGCGCAAGCAUGUUAAGCCAUUUAGGAUACAAGCCCUGAUGGAACUGGUUGUUACUUCUGGUGGUGAUGAAAGAGAACUUGUUACACUACUUAAAGUCUUUAAGAACUACUGCCCUGAUGUCAUUGUUGGGGACCUGGGUGUAUCUGGGAGGAAGGGACUGUUCUUCAAGCAUCCAGACCCUGAAUGGUCCAGCCAUGUGAGGCUUCUCCAAGACACAAACAUGGAAAGGCUACAGGCUACCCAGCCCCGGAAUUUUCAAGUGGUGCACCGUGGAAUAUCGAAAAGAAGCAAAAUGGAGGUCCUGGUACCGGAUGUCCAGACUUCACGUGUCUCCUAUGGACGCACAUCCUUGGAAGAACUACGUGGUGUUGACCACUUUGUUGACAAGCUUGACAAAAUUGAGUUGCCAAACCAGAUCAUAUCGAUGAUUGGAGAUGGUAUCGCCCAAAAGUACUUGUUUCUUGUCCAGCCUAAGUUCGCUAGCCACCGUUUGGAUGAUUGGUGGAGAAGCUUUUUUAACGAAAACCUGGAGGAUGCUGAAGACAAAGAUGAGAAACUGGAAUCCUUGAGCUACAUAAUGUCUCUUGCUGUGGACUAUGUACAAUACACAAAGGAAAUUCCUUCCCCAGUUGCCGCGUUCUUGAAAUCGUAUCUUCUGUCAUGGAACGGCAGAGAUAUGAGAGAGCAAAUAUUCUACCUCCUCGAAUACCUUGAUAUCGAGGAUUAUGACUCUAUAAAACAUGAUUUCUUGGAGCCACUCGAAUAUGCCGUACUUACGGACAAACUGUUUCCCAGAUCUAGCCUAUUGGACUUCUAUACUUCUAUCAUUCGCCAAUGGGGUGUCAAAUUAAGGGCCCAGCCAUUCACUUUGGAAGAAUCUAAACCACUGGGCCGUUUGAUCUCACACGCAGAGCUGUUGGCGCUGUCUAUUCUCGAAUGCCCAGCUGUUCAGCAGGCGCCUGCUGACAAUAUGGAGAGCCCAAGACCGGCUGCCCUAUCUGUCACUGAAUUUUAUUGUGUUUUAGCUGAAUUAUUUUCGCAUUCACACCUAAACGGAAACAUUCGUAUUGCGAUUCCAAUGGCUCCCACCGUCUACACACUCAUCUUUACUCCGAUCAACUCCAUUAUUUCGAUAAUGAGUUCCGUGCUUGCCAGCUAUAAAUCGGCCUUCGAAGCUUCCUUGACUUCUAAGGUGCUCCAAACCCCGGGUUCUGCCGAAUCACUAUAUCCAACACAGUUGGUGGGCCAAUUCAACGGCUACAUUAUGGAUAUUUGUAACCUCAUAUGGCGAAACCGAGGCCUAAAUGGGGACGACCCCAACGCAUUAGGCUGUUUGAUACCUGCUCCUACAAUCGCUGCACUCACGCAAUAUGUCCGGGAUGCAACAGACAGCUCUCGAGAAAGGAAGAGAGAGACAGCUUUUACGUAUAAUCUGUCUUCGAUGUUCUCUCUUAGCCAUAAUGUCGCACUCUGUAAUAUGUCCGCUGCUUGCUUCGCCGAUAUUGAGGAGGAAAGCGAUCUCGGCGAAAACCAGCCUAGGCUAAAGAGACCAGUAACCCAGAAAGCACUCAGUGCCUUGGAGAAGGAAGGCGGCAUUAAGGUACCUUGGCAGGAAUACAGAGUGCGAAUGUUGGACUGGCUGGAAGCGACAGGAAGUAUUGGCAUUGGAAGCUUAAUGCGGAGCACGAUGAAGGCCUUACGGAAAGAAUGA